Ostrea edulis (European flat oyster) is the source of this 1705-nucleotide messenger RNA. RefSeq lists its product as uncharacterized. The transcript is spliced from 2 exons. The record is from RefSeq and is a predicted model, not a curated record. Bases 88 to 882 code for a protein of 264 amino acids. NCBI's taxonomy places the organism in Eukaryota, Metazoa, Mollusca, Bivalvia, Ostreida, Ostreidae.
GCGAAAUGUCAGAGUCUACAGCAAUUUAAGACGAAAUUAGACAGCGUGUAGACGAGAUUUCAGAGUACAAUACAGACGAGUUAAGCUAUGAGACGUAGACUGUCUGAGGAUUCAGAGGAGGGUUCACCACCCAGAAGUUGGUGGAAGGAACGCCCCCUGCCACCCCGAGGUGCCACCCCCAAGUUGGUACUGGUGGGGAUGGAAACCAUCAGUGGGUACUCUGGCAGGUGUCCUGGUCGCCCUUCAAGGGGUAACCGAGACUCUAGGUGUCCUCUGGAAUGUGGGGUUGUCACACGGAAGAUGCGGUAUCAUGUCGUUCUUACGCAUCUGCCGCCUGUCUUCCGACGUGGUGUUCCCCCCUCUCUUGAGGCCUCUGCCAUUCGGGAGAGAGUCUUGCGGUGGUUGGCUCGAACCCUCAUUGGCCCUGGUGCCUCUCUUGAAGAAUUAGUAUCAACUCUGCGAGCCGAGGAGGUGUUCCGUGACCCUUACUGCAGGCUCACGACUGACAUGGUGGAGGCCAUGGACAGCCUCUGUCGUUUUGUGGGGGAGACUCCUCCCUCCACCUACGAGUUGCGCGGGGAGUUGCACCCCGCGCUUCUUUUCCAUUGGAGGGCACAGGCUGUCCUGUUGUCUCGCCUCGCCCCUGACUUGCGGGCAACCUACAAGUAUCUGGCUGCCAUCGAGAAGGUGGCGGGGAUCCGUCUGCGAGACUAUUCAAUGAGGAUGUAUACGUCUGGUAGUUUCGCCAGAGCGAGGUUUUCCUCAAGGGGUCCAGGUCCGGGGAACCUCAGGUCUCAGUGUCCACUGGAACCUUCUGCAGAGGUUCUGCAAGUGAGGAAGACUGUCUCCAGUUCCUCCAAGGACACCCCCUCUUCCCUUUAGCCAGUUCCAGCUGAAGAGGAUGGAUGGGAGGUGUCUUCAAAUGAGAAGAGCUGUUUUCCAGGCCACCCCUAGGUUCAUCACCACCAGUAGGAUGGUGGCCAAGAUGCCCCCUGGUGGAGGGGAGCCUGUUGGGUGGCCAUGGUUGUAGUCCAGGAGUGGAAGGCAGCACUUCUGGAUGUUUGUGGGCAUUGCAAUUGUGGAGGGGGCAUUUGGUCCUUGCUGGCACCUUCAUUUGGGUGUGUGACCCAGGGGUUACCCUGGCCUGUACCCGGAUGCAGUUGGGAGAGUCCUGACCAGCUGAUUCUGGAGUUUAUCCCCAGAGGACUCCAGGUCCAGAGCCUGCUUUGGUCGGUGGGUAGGGAUGGUCCACUGAAACUAUUGGGAGGUCCAUGUUUCUUCAUCCUUUAAAGUAAAAGCAGUGGUAUGUGUGUGUGUGUGGGUGGGUGGGGGGGGGGGGGUCUUGGUAUGACUGGGAAAGAAGAAGAUCGACUGCAUGGGCCAAGCUUCCCGCAAGUUGUCGGAGUCUACAGCAAGAUGAAGUGAGACAGCACAUAGACGAGAUCUCGGAGCAGAAUACAGACAGUUUUACUGAGUUGUAUCAAUUAGAUAAUUUGAUAUGUAUAGUUAAACGAGUUAUUAAAUACAAAUGGCUGUAAAUGUUCUUUUUGUGAACUAAGGGUGAUAUGAUUAAGUCCACAGGCACCAGUGUUAAGAGGUUGAGUGUUUUCAAUUGCAUCUUACCUUAGUUAUAAUUUCGAUCAUCCAUGUAGUUGUAGCGAGUAUACAAUUGCGAUUACUUGGCCUGGAUGGUCAUAAGAAGUGA